CAUCCAACAUUGUUGGGCCAGGUAGCCAUUUCUGAACCAUAGAUUUUCUUUUUUCUUUUUCUCUCGCCUCACCUGCAAUUUGCGAAGGACCUCUGAUUCUGCAUCCUAUCUCUGAGCUUCAACAGAAAUUGUGACUGGAAUGGCUGGGGGAGGAAUGAUCCGGCACCUACUCAGGAAAUUUCCAUCUCAAUCUUCAACCCCUCCUUUGACCUCUUCCCUUAUUUCAAAAAACGAGGAAGCUGGCUUUGCUGGGAUGAACUCCUUUAGAAGGCUUGCGCUACUUGGAGCAGGCAUUUCUGGAUUUUUCAGUUUUGCAACUUUGGCAUCUGCUGAUGAGGCAGAACAUGGCUUGGAGUGUCCAAACUAUCCCUGGCCUCACCAGGGCAUUUUGAGUUCAUAUGAUCAUGCUUCGAUUAGGCGUGGUCAUCAGGUUUAUCAACAAGUGUGUGCAUCUUGUCAUUCCAUGUCUUUGAUAUCAUAUCGUGAUUUGGUUGGUGUUGCAUAUACUGAAGAGGAGACGAAAGCAAUGGCUGCUGAAAUUGAGGUAGUGGAUGGGCCUAAUGAUGAGGGUGAGAUGUUCACUCGUCCAGGUAAACUCAGUGAUCGGUUUCCUGAACCAUAUGCCAAUGAACAAGCUGCUAGAUUUGCUAAUGGUGGAGCUUACCCUCCGGAUCUAAGCCUCAUCACAAAGGCUCGUCAUAAUGGUCAGAAUUAUGUAUUUUCCCUUCUGACUGGUUAUCGUGACCCACCUGCUGGUGUUUCGAUCCGAGAGGGUCUGCACUAUAACCCUUAUUUCCCUGGUGGAGCAAUUGCAAUGCCUAAGAUGCUUAAUGAUGGAGCUGUUGAAUACGAAGAUGGUACCCCUGCAACAGAAGCACAGAUGGGGAAAGAUGUUGUGUCAUUCUUGUCAUGGGCAGCUGAACCAGAAAUGGAAGAAAGGAAACUGAUGGGAUUCAAAUGGAUCUUCGUGCUCUCUUUGGCUCUACUUCAGGCCGCAUACUACCGCCGAUUGAAGUGGUCAGUUUUGAAGUCCCGCAAGCUGGUUCUUGAUGUAGUCAACUAGUAGCUACCUGCAUUUGAGUUUGUGUCUAUUAUUUUGCUUCUGGUAAGAAAUGAAUUGGCAAUAAGUAUCUGUUAGAAUGUAAUGGUUCUUGCGAAGCAAUUUCCUUUUUGAAUCCGUUAAUUUGCAGUGAAAUGACCUGCAUGUGUCGAGUUCCUCCUUUUUGAUGAAAAUAAAUUCAUUAGUUUGUGGUAAAUUGUGAGUAAGAUUUAUAGGCCAAAACAAGGAAUUCGAAGGGUGUCUGCC
Cucurbita pepo subsp. pepo (vegetable marrow) is the source of this 1306-nucleotide messenger RNA. RefSeq names its product cytochrome c1-2, heme protein, mitochondrial. Gene Ontology annotation, molecular function: electron transfer activity; heme binding. Gene Ontology annotation, cellular component: respiratory chain complex III. Gene Ontology annotation, biological process: mitochondrial electron transport, ubiquinol to cytochrome c. The record is from RefSeq and is a predicted model, not a curated record. NCBI's taxonomy places the organism in Eukaryota, Viridiplantae, Streptophyta, Magnoliopsida, Cucurbitales, Cucurbitaceae.